AUGGCUGAUGCUUCCGCCAACACCAAUGCAAAGAUGGCACGAACGUCUCUUCACCCCUCGGCCGGCAGCAAAGCAUAUCAAGAUCAUGACUUCAUGAGACAAUUUGGGGCAGUGCUCGCCCAACUCAAGGUUGGCAAUAUCGGCCCUCUCGCUGUGUCCGUCCGACAAAACAUGCAAGCUCGAGACAGCACAGAGCAAACAGAUCCAUCCCAAUCUACAGACAACACCGUGAUAGGCUGCAAAGUCUCUCUCGAACCUCUUCGGGGCUCUUACAAUAUUGCAUACCGCGUGCUGUUCGAUGACGGAGUUGAAUGGAUCCUGAAAGUGCCUGCGAAUGGCUCCCAUGCCCGCUUUGACCGCCUAGCAGCAGAUGCCAUGACCUCGGAGGCUCUCACCAUGAAGAUGAUCAAGCUAUCGAUCGCCAUUCCAGUCCCCGCUGUCCAUAGUUUCGAUGUCUCGUCAAACAAUGAAGUCGGUUGUCCCUACAUAUUGAUGGAUUUCCUCAAAGGCAGACCACUAUAUGAGGGUUGGUUCGACCCGAAUGCUUCCAGCGCAAAACGUGAGCAAUUUCGAGCCCGAGCCUUGCAGACUACAGCAGCAGCUAUGGUACAGCUCAGUACAUUCACUCUCCACCGCGGUGGGGCCCUACGAUUCGACUCAGCUGGCCAACCCGUGGAUGUUGCCGGUGCUAAGGUGCCGGAUGCAAAAGCCUUUUAUGAUACCAUCGACGGAGAACCUUACCCCGAACACGAUGUUUGGUGCGAAAAUGGUCCUACUACCGACCCUUCCUCCUAUCUCUUAUUCAUGUUGAACCGUCGAGGCUACAAAAAGGGAGACAGUGCCUACAGCCGAGGUGUCCGUGAGUCUGCCGGCCUCUUCACAAAGUGGGCGCUUGAGCUGUCUGACAACAUGGACCACAAGGAGCAGCAGUUUGUACUUGCACAUCCAGAUUUCGAUAUCCAAAACAUUUUGGUGCACGAUGAUGGGACCCUCUCUGGAAUUCUUGACUGGGACGGUGUAGCUGCAGUACCGCUAUCGGUGGGAUGCCUGAGGUACCCAAACUGGCUUAUACGGGACUGGGACCCUGUCAACUAUAACUGGGACAUCGAAGCCCACAAGCCGAAAUCGUACUCUGGGCGCCCAGAGAACACUCCUGAUGAGCUUGUCUGUUACCGAGCGAUGUACGCGCAGUUCAUCGAGAUGCUGCUACCGACCGAUUCUGCAAGUAUCAAGACAGGCAAGAUGGAGGCUGAUAUCAUAACGCGUAUGUCUUUGAUCACGGAGAGUCUCGAGAUCGCUGUCAACAGACCAAUGGCCACUAGUCAGAUUGUCGGACAUCUAUAUCAAGAAAUCAAGCGAAUUACGGGAGAAGAGGGCGACAACGACUCGUCUGUCACUGUUUCUUUGGAAUCAGGCGCAAGAUCCGACAUCAGUGAUGGUGAUGACUCGGAGACAGACUCUUUGGCGUCUGGGGAUGAGGUAGAAGACGGGAAUAGCGAUGAAGACACCGCACCAACUGAGAUAGAACAGUCCAUUUCAGAGCUCUCAGAUGAUGGAAAGCGUUUAUCCUCUGAGUGUUUUUGCCAGAAAUGCAUUGCAACCUUGCACCAUUCUGAGCCAGAGGUCAUCGACGAAGAGAAAGACGAGAACGAUUUCUUGGCGCUGGAUGCAACUCCUCGCGAGGGCCCAGAAUUCGAACAAGACGGUCCUGAGAUGGCUUUGUCUGACCAGGUCCCGGCGAAAGCGGCUGCUCAUAAGCAAAAAGCUGCUUCUUUCGAAAAGGCUGGAGUUGCCGGAUGGGCCAGCGGCUUGAGUGAUUAUGGGCCUACAGGUAUAGCCAAAACACUCAAUAACAAAGCAGCAACUGGAUCGAAGCCUUCUGGAAAAGUAAGAGUGGUAAAAUGGGCUCUCAAAUUGGGUGCGAAAGGCUGCAAAGAAGCUUCUAAAGUCUUGCACAAAAAAGAAGCAUACGGUUCGCAGCCGAAGGAUCGGGUCGAAGCAACGCCUGCGCAGUUUGACGCUCAACCUGAUUCAAAAACCGCAACGGCGGCCAUACGUCUGUGCAACCGGACCGAGACCUUGCUGAGACAGAUCAGUGCUCGGAUGCAUCAAGACCGCGCACCUGGAGCUGAGGGGUCAAACCCCAAAGAGACCAAGACUAAGCGCGUUCAAACUUUUCUCAACUGGCUGAUCACCGUGGUCAAAAAGAUGAUCCGGAAGCGAGUAAAGGACGGUGUUGAAGUUGCAGAGAUGCCUACAAUCACCGGAGGACGAUUACCGCACAACGUCGUCCUAGUUGACAUAGGGCAUUGCCAGAGAUGCAAUCCUGUCGAGGAGAGUCCCGACAGAGAACAAGCAAAUGAUCAAGAUUACUCCGUCGAGACGAGUUCAGAUGAUGUCUGGGCUCACAUUGCUGCAGAGAUAGACAAGAGCGGCAUUCCCGUCGAUUUGAUCAAGAAGCGCCAGGAUGUGGUUGCGCAAAGCGUCAUUGAAGAACUGGGGCAGGAAAUUGAACGAGAGAAGGAGACGGAGCUUUAUCUGAAUGAUAAGAAAGCCACUAGAACAGCAAAAAGAGCAAAGAAGCGAACAGAAAUACCAAACACAAAACACGAGAGCCAUUCGGGUCCCAUCCAGCCACCAGCUUCUGCCAAGUCAGAGCUUGCCAAGACAAGCUCAGUGAAUAUGCGCGUGGCCGAGACGGAAGCUGCACAGACUGGGAUGCCAGAGGAGUUGGAAGCUAAUUUGGAGGAUGGAAAAUUGGAUGAAACACCCCGAUUUACCUCAGCUUCGCUUGGUGGAGUGGAAGGCUUGAAUAGCGAAGAGAUCGAGAAGCCAGAGCCCGAAAAUGCCGAAUGCCCAAAGUCCAGCAUCCUAACCCCCGGAGACCCGGAUCCGGAUGCCGUUGAUAUGGACCAUAUUCCACCAUACAAUUAUGAAUCUGGAUCUUCAGAACCUGAGUCACUGAUAUCCAAGCUCGAAGCUGCCAAGCAGCGUUUUGAUAUGGAGAUGGCACUGAAAGGGCAGCACUCUGGAUCUACGCGUCUAGUACCUGGAAAUACUGGCGUAGGAACCCCGCAACUUGGAGACUCCAAGCAGCAAACAUCAACACAUGACGCUGCAGCACCAGAAGCUAUCGAGGAGGCCAACCGAAAGCUGCGCAUGAUCUUGUCAAGCUUUGCGAAACCCCGAGCCGCUAGUAGCAGAUCGGAAUCGAAUGGAUUCCAGAUCGCAGAAGAUGAUGGUGCCGCAACGGCGCGACUCGGAAGUGUGCAGUCUUCUGGAGCUAUCGAUCUAGCUAAUCAAAAGCUGAAGGCGAUGCUGUCGAGCCUUCAAGAGCCCGUAGCCGCGGAUGCUGGCUUGCAGUCGAACAUGUUCCAGAUUAUAGCCGAUGACGACGAAGAACCUGAGAGCAGGAAAGGUUUCCAAACAGCAUCAUUCACAUCUGUUUCCGUUGCUAGUCCGAAGGAUGGGGCAGCACAGUUCCAGAAAGCCGUCAAAUAUGGUCGAUGGUUUGAGACCCCCAAGGGCAGCUUGAAUCGCAUUGAAGAUGAGGAGCGGGUGAAUGAUAGCUCGAAUGUUCAUGAGAUGACCUCACGACCCAGCAGCUACUCUUUAGAGAACAACGGAGGGUCGUUAGAGACUUCGGUAGCCAACCGCGAAGAUGAAAAUGUGGCUACAGUCUGUGAUUUCCAGCUUUUAUCUCGGGACUACAACCAAGCUGAAGCAUUCAACGUUCUCCAGAUACCAGGCGUUGACGAAAAUUUCGAAGAUUAUGAGGAAGAAUACGGUGUGGAAGGAUUCACCCGAACUAGCAACGGUGGGGAAUUCGCCGAGUCAGAAGAAGGUGAAGUGCAAGAUGAAGAAAUUGGCUUGCUCAGAGCGGCGCAGGGAAGUUUUGGGGAAAAGAUCGUGAAUAGGGUAUCAGCCGGUGGUGAAGAGUCAGAACAUCCUGGUCCAAAGAAGACCGUCGACCGGGGCAACUUCACAAUGAGUGAAGUUUGCGUAGCCCUCGGAAACGGCAAUCUCGAUGAACAGCGUAUGAGGAAGUUGAAGGUGGGGUUUAUGAUGGUGCUUGCUGAAACUUUGGGGAAGAUAUAG
Messenger RNA from Letharia columbiana, 4098 nucleotides. RefSeq lists its product as uncharacterized. The record is from RefSeq and is a predicted model, not a curated record. Lineage: Eukaryota; Fungi; Ascomycota; Lecanoromycetes; Lecanorales; Parmeliaceae. Bases 1 to 4098 code for a protein of 1365 amino acids. The transcript has a single exon.